CAGCAUUUAGUGUGGAUUUAGCAAGGGCGGCGAUCAUGACCAGACACUAGAAGCAGUCGAGGUAGUGUAGCUUGAUGUAGAUACGCAGCUGUCCAUAUGAGACUGCGCUGCAAGGCUGCGCCGGCGGGAGAGGUGGCAUAGAGCCCGCAAGAUGACAGAGCUGCCGGGAGAAGACAACGUGUCGGGAGAGCGAAGGGCGGUGAUCAGAGCGCAUGUACGCGGACAAGGUGCUCGCGUCGAUAUGGAGUUGGUCAAGGCGCACGCAUAUUUGGGCGAGGCGGGCGCUGGAGCUUGGCCGAGCCAGAACGCUCUUGACCUACGGAGCUGUCCAACAUUGCGCUCUUCGAUGCUGACCCCUCCUCUCUCUUUCCACUGUCCCAUCGCUGUGCGGACAGCUGGCUCGUCUUGGCUGACCAAGUCUGGCAAGCGGGAGACUUCGCGGCUGCCUAGCUUGCGCAACAACAGCCGGCUCUCUUCACUGAAGUGCUGCUCGAUCAUAGUCAACAAUCGCUGCCACGAUAAUCAAAUCAGAUGGUGAACUACCGCCAAGUCGCCGCAGCUGAUCGUCUUCACAUCAUUCCAUCUGCAACUUGCCUUGUCGAAGAUUUGCGACUAUUUGCUCGUCUCGCACAUCCCUGCACCGCC
Ceraceosorus guamensis is the source of this 645-nucleotide messenger RNA. RefSeq lists its product as hypothetical. Bases 152 to 538 code for a protein of 128 amino acids. The record is from RefSeq and is a predicted model, not a curated record. The transcript is spliced from 2 exons. Lineage: Eukaryota; Fungi; Basidiomycota; Exobasidiomycetes; Ceraceosorales; Ceraceosoraceae.